This is a messenger RNA of Aspergillus costaricaensis CBS 115574, 414 nucleotides long. RefSeq lists its product as uncharacterized. The transcript has a single exon. The record is from RefSeq and is a predicted model, not a curated record. NCBI's taxonomy places the organism in Eukaryota, Fungi, Ascomycota, Eurotiomycetes, Eurotiales, Aspergillaceae. Bases 69 to 287 code for a protein of 72 amino acids.
GAUGCGGUAAUUUGUCAUUGAUUAGCGUUGAUUCGUUACAUGGGCGACUUUAAUAUGCCUAAAGUCUAAUGGUAAGGCUAGCUGCGGCUAAUCACACCGGUAUUGAAUCAUCGAGCAUGCCAGUGCACUCUGGUGAUUCAUACGCUGUGGUGAUGCUAGAUGUCAGGAGUCUGUUCCUGUCAAAAACCCAAGUAUUUAGGUUGAUGUCCAAGUUCCUGGGCUCUUGCAGCUCCCUUGGGUUUGUUCAUUUCGUCAUAAGUAUACUGUCAGUCGCACCAGCAAGCUGACGGCCUGACCGGCACAAGGCCCCUAGAGUCAGCCUGCAGACGAUAGGCGAGGAAUGUGGAUCCGCGAGCAACCUGGGCAAUCGACAAGCGCGCCCUUGCUCCGCUGUAGCACAUAAGGUUCCCUCAG